AUGUCAUUUCGUUCGUUUGGCUCCUUCGGCCAGUCCCACGGACUCGGCACUAAUGGCUACGAGGUCUCGCUCAACUACAUCACGGGCGUGCCAGACCCCAAUCUACUAUCCUCCGCAAACCUCAAGCUCGUAUUCAAGGCCCUUCUGAAGAGAGACGAUACAACAAGAGAAAAGGCGAUUGUCGAUCUGUACUCGAUUGUCGACUCCAACGGCGCCGAAUUCCAGGACGAGCUUGUGCUCAUAUCGUGGUGCCAGCUGUACGCAAAGCUGUCAACAGACAAUUCGAAAAAGGUCAGGCUCACCGCGCACCAGAUCCAGUCGAAGCUGGUGGCGCUUCUCGGCAAGAAAUACGUCAAGUAUCUGCGCGACACGGUGGGGAUCUGGAUGAGCGGGUGUUUUGAGAACGACCGUGUUGUUUCCAAAGGCACCAUAGCGUCAAUUUCCGCUGCUUUCGGAGACUCUCCGGAGAAAACCAGCAAUCUGUGGAAAAUCUUUGCCCAGCAAUUGCUCACCUACUGCCACCAGCUGCUUCUUUUCGAGACUAUAGAUACGCUUUCGGACGAGCGAUUCGUUGGCAAGGAAGAGAGCCAGAUCAAGUAUUUGCGUACGGUACACACAGGAGUGCAGAUGCUGAUCAGUUUGGUUACCAGACAGAACAGCGGCGAAAUACAGCUCGACGAGACGCUUUUAUCAGAGCUGCUUGAAUCCGACCAGUUUGUUUCGUUUUUCGAGUCCAAAGACCUCCAGAUCAAAGGUGGCAUGUACACGCUGCUUCAGCGACUACUACAGACUGACCUGGACGAUUUGCUGUUCAAACACCUUGCCAAAGCUGCUAUCAGGGGCCUAAAUCUGGAGAAAAAAAAUAUGGCUCUAUACUCCGGCAUAAUAAUUCCUAUACUUGAAGCCGUCGUCGCGCUCCUCAGAAAGGACUCUCAGACUAUCGUUGGCAUCAGAAAGGCGACCCAACGCAUUCUCGAUUUGCUGCGUUUGGGCUCUCUAAACUCGGAUCCGCACUACUACUCAGUGGUGGCUACGCUGCUGCCGUUGCUGCCCCAGGACGAUGAGAUCAGAAGCUCAUUGCUAGAAAUCCUUGAGAACGACGUCAGGUCCGAGAAAUUUGCCGUCUUUUCUCAGCACGCAUGGAUCUGCUACCUCGGCUACUGCCAGAGAAUUGCCUGUGGUGUCGACCGCGUGCUCAAAGUGCUGGUUCCGGCAUUGGAUUCGCGCAAACUCCCCGCCAAUGUGAUUUCCGGGAUGGCCGGCGUUGCGAAUAUUGCCGAGGACGACGGCGACGUGCUGCUAGAUCUCAACUCUGAGAUCCUCAACGCUCUGCCGGGUCGCGCCGUGGAAUUUGUAGACCUCGGUCUGGUCGUGAAAAACACGGCUGUGCUCGUCGACAACUAUGUGCGUCUCCUGCUCCACGUCGGCUCUGAUCUGCUCGACGAGCUGGUUUCCAACGCGGUCGAGUCACUCACAGAUUUACAGGACGAGUACGUGCCGCCCUCGCUGGCAAUUUCUGUCAUCGAGACCGUCGUGCGGACGAAUUGUGUGCAGUUCCGCUCUCAGAUUGAGUCGUUCGUCGGCGACGCGUCGAAAGUCGUCACGCCGUCGUUCUUCGAGCCUGUCUUUGCUCUGCUGGUAGACAUAGCAAAGUCGCAGUUGAAUGUGGAUGUUUACGACGCCAUCAACGACAUUGCUGCUAAACUCAGCAGCGACGAGAUGGAGCUGUUUUUGAAGUACAUCGCUGACAUUCCCGGCUUCGAUCCUGCCAGAUGCGACAAAGUGAGCACCUAUAUCCACCAGAAAGCCGAUUCCGUUGCGCCCGACGCCGACGACUACGUGUUCCAGUUUCUCACGCCAGACGUUCUCCGAAACAUGUUCGGCAAGCUUUCUGAGGCCGACACGGCGGUGUUUCUGCAGAAGUGCAACCGGCACUACCAGAACGACGUUUUUCUUGCGUUUGCAGACGAAAAAUUUCUGGCUGCGCUCUGGAAACGACUGGGCAGUGCUGAGGCCGACUCGUUGCUGGACAAGCUUGAGCAAAACCUUGACGACCACCGUUUCGAGCAGCUGUACAUCUCGUCGCUUGCGAGGGGUGUAGUCGAGGCCGACCGAACGGCACUUCUGGACAGACUGGCUGCCAAACCGCAGCUUGCCUCAAAAGUGCUACCGGAAAAUGUGGUUGACGAGCUGGCUGGGCUGGUCGAGAAUGUUGACCACCGGCUUGCCGUCUCAAACAAGCUGGGACUGGGGAUUUAUCUUUUUCCAGCAGGGGAGCUGACUGCCGCAGACCGAUUUGCACCCUUUUUGGAGAAGAUCGAAUUUUAUUUUGAGUUGGCUUCUAGGACAGGCCUUCUAACCUGCGAGCUGGCGUUUCAGCUGGCUCUUGUCGGUGAAGUUGCUAUGGACUACGUGUUUCUAGGCCUUUUGGAUGACGAAAACCGAGCUCUUGAUUUCCACUCCCGCGUCUGUGCGGAGCUAAAUUUCGGCACAGACCUGUUCGACCAGUUCGUGAAGGACGACUUUUCUGGAGUUCUGACUCAUCUUCAAUCCUCUGUUGCGGUACGUUUCUACGCUGCACGCGUUCUGGUCACGAUAUUUACGAAAUUGUUUGAAACUAUGCAAUCGUCGACAUUCAACAGCUACAAUUUGAAUAGGGUGUCCGAACCCGUGAAACUGGCCAUCCUAGCCACCAGCGCCAACAGAUUUCUCACCGCCCCUGCGUUUGACCGCGUGCGUAACCAAGCGUGCGCCGAUCUUUUAAGAAUUCACGGACAAACCGUCACCACCAACGGCCUACAGGGCCUGGUCGUGCUCAACAUGCUUAUAGACCUCGAUCUGGACUAUGUUGGCGAAAACGUCCAGCUUUUCCCUGCCCAGAGAUUCGGCAUGAUGCUGAACGGGUUAGCCACCUGGCCAGAAUCGGAAGACGCGUACGAGCCGUCGUUUGUGCCGGUCAGAAUCGCGCUGUGCCAAUUUGUUGAAAUCUACAUCAAAAAAAUUUAUCAUGUUUGCGACACCAACUACCCGUCGGAUUUCAGCGAGAAGGUAUUUGCACUAGGAGCCACGCUGUGUUCAGAAUCGCUUAGCAUCGUCACCUCGGGCGAUAACGACUCCACCCUCGCAUACUUCUCGCUCAAGCUGUUUGGCGUGCUUCAUGAGCAACAGGUCGAUUGGGAUGAGGAAGAUGUCUAUGCAGACCUGGUGGAGCUGCUGUUUGCUCCUGCGUCCGGCCAGACCGGCCAGCUUGUGCUGGCUCUGCUGACGCGUGUUUUCAGCGACCAGGUGCCAACAACAGCUUACAAGAAGCGAUUUGACGACCUGCUCCUGCUGCUCUCCUCUCCCAACACACAGGUGCAGAAACUGGCCGUUUUCCUUUUGCAUAAAGUCAUUCCGGAGCUGCAAGACGUGCUUGUCGUAGAGGCGACGUUGAACCAGGACGAAGAAACAAAACUGCCGGCGCCGUUGCUCGAAAAUAUCGUGUUGCUACCAGACGAAAACGAAGUUGCAACCAAUAAAUAUUUGUGGAGCUGGUACCUAAUAUUCGACCAUUUCAAAAACAUCACACAGAAAAUCCGCCAGGACUACAUUCUGGAGCUCGGCGAAGACCGUAUGGGCCAGUUCCUGGACUUUUUGUUCGAUAUGGACCUCAAGCCUACAGAGGACAACCGCCGCGCACUGGUGGAGUAUUCCGUCAUCGAUAGCGACGGCGACGACCUGCUGUACCAUCUGAUGUAUCUGGUGUGCAAACACAUUGGUGGGAACAUUGCACAGACCUGGUUCCAGUCGAUCAGGAACAAGCAGCACAAGUCGCAGGUUGAAACGUUUAUUGUCAAGAACGUGAGUCCAUUACUGAUCGACGAGACGCUUGCGGGACUCGAGAAAAAGGACAGUAUUAAGGACCCAGAGUUUAGUAUCCGGCUGAACAGAACGACGAACGAGGUGCGCUGCGUGUACGAGAUCGACGAGCAGAAGCUGGAGAUGUCGAUUGUCUUGCCGAAAAACUACCCGUUGUCAGCGAUUAGCGUGAACGGAACAGCGAGGAUCGGAGUGGACGAGAAAAAAUGGAAAUCGUGGAUUCUUUCGUGCCAAUACGUGAUCAACUUCCAGAACGGCACGAUUUUGGAGGCCAUCCAGCAUUUCAAGAACAACGUCAAGGCCAACUUCGACAACUACGAUGACUGUGCCGUGUGCUACUCGAUCGUCCAUGUUAUCGACCAUUCGACGCCAAACAAAGUUUGUCCGACGUGCAAACACAACUUCCACUCGGCCUGUUUGUACAGAUGGUUCAAGAGCUCUGGCUCGUCUACAUGUCCAUUGUGUCGGUCAAAGUUCCAGUUCAAAAAACACAGCUAA
Ogataea parapolymorpha DL-1 is the source of this 4356-nucleotide messenger RNA. RefSeq lists its product as uncharacterized. Gene Ontology annotation, biological process: ribosome-associated ubiquitin-dependent protein catabolic process; rescue of stalled cytosolic ribosome. The coding region runs from base 1 to 4356 and encodes 1451 amino acids. The transcript has a single exon. NCBI's taxonomy places the organism in Eukaryota, Fungi, Ascomycota, Pichiomycetes, Pichiales, Pichiaceae. Gene Ontology annotation, cellular component: cytosol; RQC complex. The record is from RefSeq and is a predicted model, not a curated record. Gene Ontology annotation, molecular function: ribosomal large subunit binding; ubiquitin protein ligase activity.